UAUAACAAUUACACUUGUAAUUGCUUUCAAUUAUUUGUUUUUCAAAAUUGAGUGCCACAGAAUUUGGGGAAUUUCUGUGGUGGAUUGGCCAACCUGCCACAUUCUUUCUGUGUUAGACGCUGACGUGAACGCGUGCCAUGGCUCCGACAAAACCUGCGCCCGCCGGAGGCAAGCCCCAGCCCAAGAAGCAGCAAAUCAGGGGUAAAGGGCUCAAGAAGAAGAAGGUGGCGUUGCGAUUCGUUAUCGAUUGUACCCACCCUGUGGAAGACAGCAUUCUGGAUGUGGGGAGCUUUGAGCAAUACUUGAAGAGCAAGAUUAAAAUCAACGGGAAAACCGGGAAUUUCGCCUCGGGGAAAGGGAGCCAACAUGCGGUCACUUUGGGGCGCGAGAAGAACACGAAAGUCGUGUUGAAUUCGGAAAUUCCCUUCUCGAAGAGGUACUUGAAGUAUCUCACUAAAAAGUACCUCAAGAAGAAUAAUUUGAGGGAUUGGUUGCGAGUUGUUGCCUCUGGGAAGGACAGUUAUGAGUUGAGGUACUUCCAGAUUAAUAGUCAAGAGGAUGACGAUGAGGAGGAUAAUGAGUAAUAAAAUAGAAUUUUUUAUUGAAUAAAACAAUUGACUCGUAA
Messenger RNA from Tribolium castaneum (red flour beetle), 625 nucleotides. RefSeq names its product large ribosomal subunit protein eL22. Lineage: Eukaryota; Metazoa; Arthropoda; Insecta; Coleoptera; Tenebrionidae. The transcript is spliced from 3 exons. Gene Ontology annotation, biological process: cytoplasmic translation. The record is from RefSeq and is a predicted model, not a curated record. Gene Ontology annotation, molecular function: RNA binding; structural constituent of ribosome. The coding region runs from base 138 to 584 and encodes 148 amino acids. Gene Ontology annotation, cellular component: ribosome.